CCGGAAGCUAAUUGAGAAACAAGAUGGCUGCACCGGUCGCUGGUGUUGGACGCCUGGAGGAGGAGGCGCUGCGGCGGAAGGAGAGGCUCAAGGCGCUUAGAGAAAAGACCGGGCGCAAGACUAAGGAAGAUGAGGAACCAAAAAGUAAACAGUUCAAAGAAGAGGAAGAAGGAGGAGAGAAACACAGGGAACUCAAAUUGCGGAACUAUGUCCCUGAGGAUGAGGAGCUAAAGAAGAGGAAGGUGCCUCAGGCCAAACCAGCCUCAGUGGAAGAGAAAGUAAAAGACCAACUGGAAGCAGCAAAGCCUGAGCCCAUUAUUGAGGAAGUGGAUUUGGCCAACCUUGCCCCCAGAAAGCCAGAUUGGGACCUAAAGAGAGAUGUGGCUAAGAAGCUGGAAAAGCUAGAGAAGAGGACACAGAGAGCCAUUGCAGAGCUAAUCCGAGAAAGACUUAGAGGCCAAGAAGAUGACUUGGAACCUCCAAAGCCAGAAGAGAGUGACUCAGAUUAAAACAGUUUCUCCUCAGCCCUUGGCCACGCAAGACAGCCGUGUGGACCGAACCUUCUAGGCCAGGGACAAGGGCCCACCCUCCAGUAUGGUACUCCUUUUAAUGCCCAUCUGAGUACAUUUUAGAUGUGUGGCUUGAAUAUGUCUGGUCUAUGAAUACUAUAAUCUAAACUGAAAAAAAAAAAAAAGCCUUAAUAUGAUGCAGCAGUAAGAGCUUCUCUGUUGUUAUCACCAUGUUGACAUUUUCCACCAGUUCACAUGAUGGCAUAUUCCAUUUUUAUGUUACUUUAAAAAAAAACAAACCAAAACCAUUUCAGUUUAUUAUUUAUUUUUAAUAUUCUUUUUAAAUUUUGAGUUCCAAAUCUCUCCCUCCCUUCCACACCCACUGAGAAGGCAAGCAAUGAUACCAAUUAUACAUGUGAAAUCAUGCAAAACAUAUUUCCAUAGUAGCCAUAUUUUUUAAGUAAAAAAAAUAAAGUGAGAAAAGUGUAUUUCACUUAGCAUUCAGAGUUCCAUGAUGGCUUAUUCCAAAUAGUUUGCUGACAGCAAGAAGCUUCUGUGAUAAAAUAUCAGCCAAGUUGAACAAAUGCUGGCCAGUUGGCAAACUGAUUCUGGACAGGUAGGGGGUGAUGGCAAGGCAGGAAGCAACGUUGCUGUGUAUAAUAUGUGUAUAUGUAUAGAUGUAUAUAUUUUGGACUUUUUCAAUUUUUUAGAAAUAAAGACAGACCCAAGUGUA
Messenger RNA from Dromiciops gliroides (monito del monte), 1242 nucleotides. It is a transcript of the gene CCDC12, whose product is annotated as coiled-coil domain containing 12. Lineage: Eukaryota; Metazoa; Chordata; Mammalia; Microbiotheria; Microbiotheriidae. The record is from RefSeq and is a predicted model, not a curated record. Gene Ontology annotation, cellular component: U2-type spliceosomal complex; post-mRNA release spliceosomal complex. Bases 24 to 509 code for a protein of 161 amino acids. The transcript has 7 exons.